Messenger RNA from Coprinopsis cinerea okayama7#130, 915 nucleotides. RefSeq lists its product as hypothetical. The record is from RefSeq and is a predicted model, not a curated record. The coding region runs from base 1 to 915 and encodes 304 amino acids. Gene Ontology annotation, cellular component: inositol phosphoceramide synthase complex; Golgi membrane. The transcript has 4 exons. Gene Ontology annotation, molecular function: inositol phosphoceramide synthase regulator activity. Lineage: Eukaryota; Fungi; Basidiomycota; Agaricomycetes; Agaricales; Psathyrellaceae. Gene Ontology annotation, biological process: inositol phosphoceramide metabolic process.
AUGGCGCUCUACUCGACGGCCUCGGGAUUCAUGAAGCUCAUGCUGCGCCCAGAAUGGCGCCUUUGGCCACUCUCUUCAUUCCUCGGCAUCGUUGACAUCAAAACAGGCGUCGUCGUCGGUCUCAUCUUUGCAGAAGACUCCAAGAGCUCUCUCUACUUUGCGCACAUCUACUUUGCAGACCACAUAUUCUCUACAUCCUGGACUGUAUUCUUCGCGGUAGAUUGGUGGCUAUGGACGCCUCAUGACGGACAACGGCAAGCCAACUCACCAGCGCAGCAAGCCAUGGUCAAGCUGGCCAACAUCACCGCAGUGCCCCUCACGCCUCAGGAGCGAGAAGAGGCUGCAAUGACAAUCUGGAACCACGAAAAGGGGAAGGCUGCUGCUAUCAUCAUUAUUUCGUGGUUUGUCAAGCUCUACUUUAUCGUCCUCAUCUAUUCCUACGCCUCGCACCUCCGCAAAGGAUCGUACCGCUCCCUGCCCCUCACAAGAAGUGCAUAUGCCUCGACAACUGCCGCACAUCCUGCAAACGCAUAUGAAGCACUUGGACACAACGAUGACGAUGUGGAAGACUUUUACCGUGUCCCUCUACAAACUCCUCCUGCCUCUGGUCACCGUCGCGGUGGAAGCCAACAUUCUGUAUCUGGAUCUGUCGAUUUCGUCAGUGCACCUGGUCGGAUACCGCGUAAAAAGGGCUUCGGGAGCAUGAGCUUGUCGAAUGGCGGGACGAGGGAUCGAAGGAUCGAAGAGGAGGAUGUACUAUUCGAUGAAGAUGAGGCGACGUAUGCUGCGUCAAGCUCAUCUAGAGCACACUCGAAGCUCGGUACAGACAGCACUCUCAACAAUAGCGACGAGGAGAGGGCUGUAGGUGGAUUCGCGUCUGACAGCAGUGGUAAAAGCAAGUCCAGGAGAUCAUAG